AUGCGGGAACAUUGUCACCUCCCUCAGUCCAUCGGCGUCGUUGGAUUCCCCUUCUCCAAGGGACAGCCUCGGACUGGAGCAGAACUAGGACCCGGCGCUCUACGGGAGGCUGGUCUGGUAUCACAGCUGGAAUCACUGGGCAAUCAUGUGAUAGACUUUGGAGAUGUUGAGCUGGAGCCAGUGUCCAGAGAUGAGCCAGUGAUGGGCGUCAAGAACCCACUGGCUGUGGGGACAGCCAACAAGAAGUUGUCUGAUGCCGUCACCAAGCUGCUUAAACAGAACCAGUCCAUCAUCACCCUGGGCGGGGAUCACAGCAUGGCCAUUGGCUCAAUCCAUGGCCACGCCCAGGUGGAGCCGGACCUGGUCAUUGUAUGGGUGGAUGCUCAUGCAGACAUACACACGCCCCUGACAUCUCCCAGUGGCAACAUUCACGGCAUGCCUCUCUCAUUUCUGGCCAGGGAGCUUCAGGAUUACGUUCCUGAUCUGCCAGGCUUUGAUUGGUGUUCUCCUUGCAUUUCAGUUCAUGACAUUGCCUAUAUUGGUCUCCGAGAUGUGGAUCCAGCUGAAAGGGCUAUUAUUGAGAAGUUUGGAAUUUGCAGUUACUCCAUGCAGGAAGUGGAUAAGUUUGGAAUCCGGGAGGUUGUCGAUAGGGCACUUCAGCAGCUUGAUCCUAGUGGCACACGACCAAUUCAUCUCAGCUUUGAUGUGGAUGGCAUGGAUCCAAGCUUGACCCCCUCUACAGGAACCCCAGUUCCUGGGGGCCUCUCAUUGAGGGAAACCUUGUAUCUUGCUGAAAAAAUUGCUGAGACAGGUCGCCUGUCAGUGCUGGAUGUAGCAGAGGUCAACCCAGCAUUGGGUACAGAUGACAAGAAGCAGAUGACACUUAGCAAUACGGUUGAUGUUACAACGACUUUCUUUGGACGCCAUCGACAGGGUAAUGCUCCACACGGGUAUGAAAUUCCGAGACCAUGA
Messenger RNA from Candidula unifasciata, 972 nucleotides. The record is from the annotation of a GenBank genome assembly. NCBI's taxonomy places the organism in Eukaryota, Metazoa, Mollusca, Gastropoda, Stylommatophora, Geomitridae.